Molecule: messenger RNA, 1628 nt
Organism: Meleagris gallopavo (turkey)
Lineage: Eukaryota; Metazoa; Chordata; Aves; Galliformes; Phasianidae
Biological process (GO): immune response; apoptotic process; positive regulation of apoptotic process
Cellular component (GO): plasma membrane; cell surface
Molecular function (GO): protein binding; transmembrane signaling receptor activity
Source: RefSeq, a predicted model, not a curated record
UGCCGCUCUAAGCGUGGUGCUGCCCUAACCUAUCCUUUGUGACUGUAAUUACCGCCGUGAGCAGAGCAUUUAACAGAAAUUAGUCUGGGUUCCUUUGUGGCUUCCCGUGAGCGUGUUUUCCAGCCCUUUCAGAACCAUCUCCCAGAGAUCGCUAUCCAGAAUGAAUCACCUGAAAACACCUGUUGGUCUCUGCUGUAGGUUACGCUGCUGACAAUGCCUGGAAGCGGCGCAGAGGUCUGCGGAGAGGGAGAGUACUUGUACGAAAGCAUUUGCUGCGUGCUGUGCCCGGCAGGUACUUAUGUUGCUCAGCACUGCAGUAUUCCACAUUCAAGUGGAAGAUGUGCCUCUUGCACCGAAGGAAGAGAUUACACUGCCCAUGCAAAUGGCUUGGAAGAAUGCUUGCUGUGCAGAGAGUGCAAAGACGACCAGAUAACUUCAAGAAUCUGUACUGUGACAAGUGACACUGAAUGCCAAUGCAAACAGGGAUACUUUUGCCCUGCUGAAGGCUGUGAAAUAUGUCAGAAAUGCAGUCAAAUGUGUCCAGAAAAGAAAGAAAUUGUGCGGAUUUGCAAUGCUACAAUGGACCUAGAAUGUGGCUUACCUGAUCAAGGAAAUAAAUAUCUUACUUGGACGACUGUAAUAAUUUCGGUUGCUGGUUUUUUUGCUGGUUUGCUUGUGUUCUGUGCAAUAAGGAAGCGUAAGAGUGAUAAAGCCGCUUUAUCUGACAAAGAAGAGAGGAGCCAGACAUACGAAGAUGAUACACUUCUAUCAGAAGUGAAGAUACCUGAAAAUAAUGCAUCCCCUCCAAAUAGUGAGAACUCUGGUGAGAACCCAGAGGGUCAAGCAUACAAUAGUGUUAAUUUAGAAGUGGAAAACACAUCUCCAGAGGAAAACAGUGCUGUGAGAGUGUCUUAUGAGAGAGGCACCGUCCCACAGAAGAACUUGUGGUACCAAACACAAGAAUGUUGGAAGAGGAUCAAAAACUAUUCAUCAUCUACAAUAAAUAGUUGUAAUCCUGCUUUUCAACCAAAUGCCCGGUGUAAAAUAAGGGGUGUUAAGAUGCCAGCAUAUUUUAUGGUACAAAAGCAAAAGUGUCAAAUAAUUGUUAAAGAUCUCACUCAAAAAGAACAGAUGGAUUGCUUUUCUGCUUUUAUAAAUAUAGUACCAGUGAAAAAAUGGAAGAAGCUUAUGAGAACUCAUCUGGAGGAAAAUGUUAUUGAUAAAAUUGAGUAUAAGUGGCCUAAUAACAUAGACGAGCAAUCUUAUCAGAUGCUUCUCACCUGGAAAAACACAUUGGGGGAGAAACAAACUAUUAUUAAGUUAUUGGAUGAGCUAUGGGAUAUAGAUACCAGGGCUUACAGUAAAAUAGUCCACAUUUUAACAAGUAAUAACAUUAUAAGUAAAAUAGAAACUACAGCUUAACGUUCCCAGUGAACUUCAGAAAUGUUCCUGUACGUAUAUAGGAAGUUUGUAGAAGUGAGAAUGUUGUAAACUACUGGUAACUGUGGUGGUGUGGAUGUGAUGCCCUUCUUACCUGCACAUGGGCUGGGAGUCGUUUAACACAUCUUGUGCUGAAUUGUGACAAGACUCCAGAAGCAAUAUUCACUUUAUUUUGUUUUUUGUUUGUU